CCUCCACGUCCAACCACCCCAGACAGUCGACCAGCAACCCAGACAGCCAGCCAACUAUCCUGGCAGUCGACAAACUAUUUCAAUACCCAUCCAAGAUACCCAGGCAGUCGCUCGAUAGCGACCCUCCGCAAUGCCUCAAAAUGAAUAUAUGGACCGCUGGAGGAAACUCCACGGAAGAAGACUCGAUCACGAGGAGAAGACGCGCAAGAGAGCAGCCAGAGAGGGCAAGAAGCAGUCGCAGGAUGCGCAGAACUUGACUGGUCUUCGCGCGAAGUUAUACCAGAAGAAGAGGCAUCAUGAGAAGAUCCAGAUGAAGAAGCAGAUCAAGGCGCACGAGGAGCGUAACGUCAAGUCUUCGGCACCAAAUGAGCCUUCCAACACGCCUCUCCCACAAUAUCUUCUCGACAGAUCGAAUCCUACAAACGCGAAGGCUCUGAGCAGCUCGAUUAAAAAUAAGAGGAAGGAGAAGGCGGCCAAGUUCAGCGUGCCGUUGCCAAAGGUCAGGGGUAUCGCUGAGGAUGAGAUGUUCAAGGUUGUCAAGACCGGAAAGAAGACCAACAAGAAGGGAUGGAAGCGUAUGAUCACCAAGCCAACAUUCGUCGGACCAGACUUCACCAGACGUCCGGUAAAAUACGAGAGGUUCAUCCGCCCUAUGGGUCUGAGAUACAAGAAGGCGAACGUUACUCACCCGGAACUUGGUGUCACCGUUCAGCUACCUAUCAUCAGCGUCAAGAAGAACCCGCAAAACCCUAUGUACACCCAGCUGGGUGUCUUGACGAAGGGUACGGUUAUCGAGGUGAACGUUAGCGAGUUGGGAUUGGUCACGACCGGUGGUAAGGUGGUGUGGGGAAGAUACGCGCAGAUCAUGAACCACUGCGAGAAUGAUGGGUGUGUUAACGCUGUACUCCUGGUUUAGAAGCGGUGUCUAUAAUAGAACUGAAUUUAAAAUAAAAGCGGAUAGCUUUGGAGGGGCGUUUAGUUUUUAAAUAUUCUGUGUUUUAUCAUCGGAGCUAAAUAGGCGUCUACGAACCACCUUUUUUCCAUCAGUCGCUGUGUUAUCGAUAUUCUAUCAUUCUUUGAUUUCGAUAUUUGGCCUGCCCCUUUUUCUGCCACGAUGAGGCUGUCUUCCUUCACCUUUUCCUGCUCUGUCCUUGCUAGCGCGUCGAAAUUCAUCGGUUGUAAGGAAGGUCCAAUGGCUUCAAGCAGAGUCAAAGGGAAAUGCGGCCAAUAUAGUUGCAGAAAUCCCAAGGUAGGGCCCAUACAAUCAAGCUCACAAGGGAUUCGAAAACAGAACCCUACACCUGCGGUUCAAAUGAUGGAAGUGGCCUAUAACAUUGUUUUGUUUCGAUAUUCCACAUGCGGCUAGGAAAUAAAGUAUACAGUUGCGAAACUCUCGCCCGUCAAUGUAGCCAUCGGUGUCACGGCCCAGCCAAUGAAACCGCAGCGGCUUCCCCAUCUUCAACUUCUGCCCAAAUUGUACAGCAUCUCGCCAACCACAUGAAAAUAAUCUAGACUAACUUGACAUGCACGGGGAAUGCAUCGCCGCAACCUGCAAAG
Molecule: messenger RNA, 1557 nt
Organism: Pseudogymnoascus verrucosus
Lineage: Eukaryota; Fungi; Ascomycota; Leotiomycetes; Thelebolales; Thelebolaceae
Gene: NSA2
Product: Ribosome biogenesis protein
Exons: 7
Coding region: 131-916 (261 amino acids)
Biological process (GO): maturation of LSU-rRNA; maturation of 5.8S rRNA
Cellular component (GO): nucleolus; preribosome, large subunit precursor
Source: RefSeq, a predicted model, not a curated record